CAAGACUAGAUGUGAUGUCUUUAAGACUAACUUGCUGAACGAGUCAAUCUCGGAGGCGUUCCGUACGAAGGCCUACCUUUUGAGGCAACGUAAUCGACUUCUCGCGGAAACCGAAGAGUUUCUCGAAGCUCAAAGUGUCAACAACAUCAAACAAACCUGCAGCCAGGUGUUCGACAUCACCAUACAAGAGAAUCGUCCAAGACUGCUCAGGAAGUUUCAGAAACUGAUCGGACUGAAAACUUCGAACCAGAACGAAGAGAGAAGCAGUCCACCUCUGGCUCAAGAUCGGGUUAAAAACUUUUCGUCACUAGACUUGCAAGCACAAGAUCUGGCGCUUCUCUCCAAGGGACCUAACUUCGCUAUCACACAAAAGAUAUCCAGCAAUAUUCUAUUGGAGGUGGAAAAGGGAGUCGAACGUUUAGCGUACGCCAAACGCUGGCAAGAUGAGAUUCGACGGACGAAUUCAAGAAUGCGAAACGACACAACGACGCACCGACCAGCCUCGAACGGACCUCCAACGACCGGUCAGCCUGCCGAACGGCCUCCUAUGACCGAUCAGUCAGCUGACCAGCCUCCAGCGCCCAGCCUAUCUGCAGACCGACCUCGAGUGACUAGCCAGUCUGUCAACCGACCUCCAGCGACCGGUCAGUCUGUCGAUCGACCUCCAGCGACCAACCAGUCCGUCGACCGACCUCCAGCGACCAGCCAGUUCGUCGACCGACCUCCAGCGACCGGUCAGUCUGUCGACCGACCUCCAGCGACCAGCCAGUCCGUCGACCGACCUCCAGCGACCAGCCAGUUCGUCGACCGACCUCCAGCGACCGGUCAGUCUGUCGACCGACCUCCAGCGACCGGUCAGUCUGCUGACCAGCCUCCAGGAAUGACGACAAAUGGUAUGCCAAGGUUAAAGUCAGGUCUGUCUUUCAGAUUCCCUGACACGGACAAAAGAUUCCCCCCGCCCGCAGCUAUGGAAGUUGAAUGUAAGCUAAAAAAGCUAAAACAAGACGUAGUUAGGUGUUACAAAAAGCACCAUGUGUCUGAGAGCAACGUAACUGAGAGUGAAAUGCAGUUCUUGGACGAGAUACAGAAAAACGACAACGUAGUUGUAAAGCAGAGUGACAAGUGCAAAGGUCUUAUUAUCAUGGAUAGGACGGAGUAUGUCAACAAAUCUCAUGCUAUUUUAGACGAUCGGAACAACUAUGAAGCUAUAGACAAGAACCCAGUACCUAAAGUCGAGGCAGAAUGUAAAAGGAUAUUCAAGGAUGUUUCUAGAGAUAAGUUACCAGAGGGCACGAUUAAGGAGUUGAUCCCGAACCACAGCAGGACACCGGUUUUCUAUGGUGUUCCGAAGGACCAUAAGGAGGGGGUCCCACUCAGACCUGUUAUUUCAGCUUGCGGUGGUCCUACUGAAAAGAUGUCAUGUCUUUUAGAGCGCGUCCUGAAACAGCUACUACAAUUUGUUCCAACACACUUGUGGGACACAGAACACUUUUUGAAAAGACUAGAUGAACACACUCAAGAACAGGGGAUCCCAAAAGGUUCCAUUUUCUUUAGCAUAGAUGUGGUGAACCUGUACGGCAGCAUUCCUAUUUCGGAGGCCAUUGAUGCAGUCUGUGAUAAGCUGGCCACCCAUCUAAAAGAUGUAGACACUUUUGGGCUGUCGGUAGAGGACAUUAGGAAACUGCUGCAAGAAAGCCUCACAAAGAACGUCUUUUCAUUCAACAAUGAGUACUACCGUCAGACACUGGGGAUCGCGAUGGGAAACCCUUGUGCUCCUCCCAUAGCCAUUCUCUUCUUGGACCAGUUUGAAAGGCGUGCCCUAGAAGGAGCCACUCACAGCCCGUCGUUCCUGGUACGCUACAUUGAUGAUUAUGCUGGAGUGUGGACUCACGGUGAGCAGACGCUCAAAGACUUCCUCGCUUACCUCAACUCCCUACAUCCAUCGGUAAAGUUCACUUUAGACUACUCUGACAAAGAAAAAGGAGUGCCAUUUCUAGACACAUUGGUGACGGUCGAGGAAAAGGACGAUGUCACAAAAAUUGAGACAGAGCUCUACAUCAAGCCCAUGAACUCGGGCAUUAUCCUUCAUUUCGAUUCUGCACAUCCAAAGUCGACCAAACUCAACGUGGCUAGAAAUCAAUUUAAACGGGCUAUCAGGAAUUCAUCAAGCAGCAUGAAGGAGAGGAAAAGUGUAGAAAAGAUAAGGCAGUUACUCUUAAAGAAUGGCUACCCAAACCACGUCCUGAUCAGGUUGCUCAGAGAGGCUAGGGGGAAUAAGACUCACUCAAGAACUAGAAGGAACAGGACCCAAGAACCUUGUGAUGGAUUCCUCACACUUCCUUACGUAGAUGAAAGACUGUUGUGCGAAGUUAAGAGCAAAGUGAGACAAUCAGGCCUCAAUGUAAAGUUAGCAUGGACAAAUUCACAAAAACUAAAAGAUAAACUAGUGAGGUCAGCACUAUGUAAGCCCUUAUGCCCAGGAGGUCAAAGAUGUCACACAUGCAGAUCGGGGUUCUCUGGGGACUGCACGCAGAAAAACUUAGUCUAUGAGAUUACAUGUACUGUCUGUCAAAGCAAUGGGAUGACCGUAACAUACGUGGGAGAGACGAAGCGCCCGGUGCGCUUACGAUUCAAUGAACACCUGAGGGACGCGCUCAACAAAACACAUGACACCCCCAUGGGAGAUCAUUUUCAAGAGUGCCACUCCACCCACGAAGGAGGCAUUCCCCUCAAAGUACGCGUUUUGUAUAAGUCGAAAGACCACCCAGAUAGGAAAAUCGCGGAAUCCCUCCUGAUCCAAAAGAAGCGCCCAAAACUCAACUCCAACAUGUCUUCAUGGCCCAUACUAUAGAAUGAUAGUUGUUUGUUUUCAUUAUCCACUGGCUGUCAUUGAAAUUUGUUAUGUGUGGAUAAUUGUUAGGUACUGCGCUUGAUUCGAAGAUGUAUACAUAUGUAUGAUUGUGUAAACCCUACCUUUUACGACACGAUCUAUUACGAGACUUUCGAAGUGUUUGUAUUGUUAUUGUUGUUGUCUUCUUUUUUUUAAUGCGACACGAUCAGCUAUUUAGCACGACUACGACCAAGACGAACCAUAUUCAUGUAUGGGAAUUGAGAGUGCUCGCAUAUUACGAGUAGUUGUAUGCAUUUGUAUGAUUGUUUAAACCGAACCGAACUUUACACGACAUAAUCUGCUACGAGACUUCCAAAGUGUUUAUAUUGUCAUUGCUGUCACCUUUUUUAAUGCUACGCGAUCUAUUCAUCACGACCACGACCAAAACGAACCAUGUAUAUAUUUAUGUGAUUAUGCUCGCAUAUUACUUUUGAUGGUCAUGUAUGUAUGUAUAUGUGAAUAGGUGGAUUCGGAACAGCUUGGGAUAUGAUCGAUUAAGUUCAGAUUUCUGAUUUUAAGAAGACCACCUUGUACAUCACGUGUGAGAAUUCAAAAAAUGUAGCUUGGCGGCAGUUAUAAAACUUCGUUGUCAAUUGUUUCAUGUGGCUUGAGAAUGAACUGUUGUUCGAAAAUUUGCCAAACAAUAUAAUAUUUACUUUUUAUUGAAUUUCCAAUUAAUUAUCGAGGAAAAGGUCAUUUAAAAUCCUAACUACAUAUAUCAAGAUGUUCCUCGCUAGAGCGCUGCAUACCAUUUCUUCAGAUAUUGAUCAAGCUUAUAUCAAUUUUUCAAUUAUCUUCCUCAUUGGAGGUAAAUGCCAGCGAAAACGCACAUUAUCAAGCGAUUCGAACGAUAUCAAGAUAUCAAGACAAAGUCAAUGAAGUAAUGAAAGAAUGACUGGGGGCAUAUAUGGCGCAUCCUAAGCACAGUUUAUCUGCACUGUAGCCAAAGUGUACUUUUACCAUAUUGAGCACAAUCUGUAACCCAUCAUCAUAGCGACUCAUCUGCGAGCAAUCUUCUUGGGGCAGCUUAAAUGAUAUUUUAAAUUGCUUUGUCCAUGCCCAAGGGCGAAGGAGACAAGCUUGCAAGAUUCUUCCAGAUAUCUGCUGGGCUAUAUAGCCUUGCUAAAUAGAAAUACCAUGCCAGCUGCUUUUUCAUUGCCGCUACAUCAGAUACUUUGUUGAAGAUAACUUAACGUUACAAUAGAAGUAACAAGGCAGUGAUGUUAUGAUUUAUCCUCAGUCAAAUCGGACAGGCAUAAUUUUUUGCGUGGUUUCAAAUGGUUGCAGUCGAAGACAUUAGUUCAUUGCUCUGGUACACUGGUUUUCUUACCAUGAAAUGUCUACAAAUGCCCAGCAAGUCUUACAGUCCAAAGAAGAUGCAUCUAAAUCUAGCCCAAAAGGAGAAUCACUGGAAGACACAAAGGACGAAAGUGACACGCAACUGGAUCUGCUGACAGUGUUUGAAAGCAUUGUCAAAGCAGUAAAACAAUGGAAACCCUUUCCCUUGAGAGCUCAUUAUGUAGAAGACAUCAAUGAGACAAACAAACGAGUGCUUCUAGCUGUAAUCUCAUUCCUUCUGUGCACUAGUUUUUCGUUGGUAUGGAUCAGCGCUUUCAUAAUAGAUGCACGAAGAAGUCACGAAUAUGCACCGACAGAUUCCUUUUCGCCACACGUCCUAAGCUUGUCUGCUAUUGUUCUCGUGAUAAGCUUGAUUAACUUUGCCUUUAACUUGUGUGGUUUUGUUGGCGUUUUCCGUGAAAACAUUAUUCUGAUACGCAUCUUUUACAUCGCCCUCAUUGUGAUACUCUCUUUGAAGAUGUGCACUGCACUUUUCAUAUUUUCGUUCACUGGAGCUGCUAAACAAAUUGUCGGCAGUCUUUUAGGAGACCGGCUGGUUGUCAACUAUCGAUCAAGCUCAGAUAUUGAGGACACAAUGGAUUAUUUGCAAAUCAACUUUCGCUGCUGCGGUCUCCGUGAAGAGGGAUUUCAAGAUUGGAAUAUUAGUAUUUAUUUCAAAUGUUCCGCUGACAAUCCAAGCGCGGAGCGAUGUGCCGUGCCCUGGUCCUGCUGCAGGAAUCAAACCACUUCCAGAAACGCCCUUUGCGGAGCAAACGUACAAAAGGUCGACCGCAAUAUUGCCAGUCAAACCAUUUACACCAAGGGAUGCAUCAUCGCCAUUUUGGAGUGGGCCAGUGACCACGGAUUCCUGGUGGCCUUCCUGCUUCUGCUGGAGACGCUGCUGCUGACGGUGAUGAUAUUCCAGAGCACGCACCUGGUGAACGAGCUGCAGAUGAUGAACGGUGUGUACCGCGGCCCCUGGUGGACCUGGGUCGGCAAGCAGCGGCCCGGCCGACCGCCGCGACUCUAUCAGGGAGUCGGCGGGCACCAUCAGCAGCGUCCCGCGCAGACGCUGCCCUUCCACCUGGAGCUGGUCUGGCACGAACCGUCCACCUCUGACGGUCAGUGGCGCCCUCAAAUUGGUCAGCUGCAGGCAGGGCCGAACUCCGCGCAACAGACCUUCGAGGGGGUCCCGCAGACGGGUGAGCCGAACUACAGCGGCCAUCAGGCCUCCGGAGAGGUUCACUAUGACGUUGAGCCGAUCGACCCGAGAGCCACUGCGCGGUACGAGCAGCGCCGGUCGACCAUCGGCCAGCGCUUCUUCCGCGCGGUCAUCAGCCGCGCCUCGAGGCUGGUGCACCGGCGGCGAGCCGUCACCGCCCAGGGAGGCGCCGGCGAGGAGGAGCGCGAACAGAGCGCUGCCGCUCCCCGGCAGCAGGGCCGCGGCGACUGGGUGGUCCAUCACCGCGCUAGGGAGGUGGGCUCGGUGGGACCGGCCACCGCCGCCGCCCGCGCCCUUCAGCCCCUUGGUGAGGAGCGUGAGACAGAGCCAUCCGCGGUGACUAGGCUGCAAAAGUCUCCGCUACCUCCGAUAGGUGGACGCGUCAAUGAGCAGUCAGCCAAGCCUGAGGUAGAGGUAGAGGUCGAGCCUGUUGAACAGUUAGUGGAGGUUCAGGAUAGUCUGAGCACAGCAAGUAUCGAUAAGGAGGAGCUGUUUGAGAAGAGAAAGACGUCACAAAUUAUCCAGCCAUCCCCGGUUACCGUCAAGAAGCAGCUGAAGGACCCAAAGAACUUCGAAAAAAGAAAAUCGCUGCUUCCCGGUCUUAUUGUUUCUCAAAAUCAGAUCAAACUUCCAACCGUACAUUCGACCACAUCGCAAAAGCCCUCCACUGAGGUUGAAGUUGAAAAUGCAUUGGAAGCAAAGGCUAAUGAGUCUGAGGCUACGGCCAGCAGCAAUGUCACCUCGGUGCCGGACGCAGUCACGAGGAGUGAGGGAACUGCUGGUGGACCACCCUCUACGCCUAUCUCUGAUGUUCCCAGGGACACCCCUGCGAAGUCAACUCCUCCCGACAGUACGUUCCGCGCCGCAGAAGCUCCUCCGACUCAGAAGCCUCCCACCGAGCCAUCUUCCACAAAAGCUGCCGCCACUCCAUCGCUUCCAACAGCACCCACAAUCGCGAAGGUCUCACCGUCUGUUGGUUCUCAACCCUUGGCGAUGAAAGCGCUAAAGCCACCGAGCGUGGAUGUGUCAUCAGGUCCAGUCGCCAAGUCAGCUGUGGAGACGAGUAAAAGUGAUGAUGAUGAGGUCCAGCAUCGUGAAGCGAGUGCUGCGUCCCCCCAGCACAGUGAAGCUGACGAAGAUGCUGUCAGUCAUGAGGAAACAGAUGAUGACACCGGUCGAGCAGUUUCGAUUUCUGACAAAGGAUCGCCAGCAGGACCAGAAGAUGCGUUCACUCCAGAUGGAGAGCAGGAUCAAGAUGUUUACGAGGAAAGAAGCAAAGAUACCUCCGAAAGAAAGAGCAAAAGGGGUCACCACCACCACCAUAAAAAGUUAAAGUCACACAAAAAGAAGAAACACAAGAAGAAAAAGGGAGAGGUCUCACCAGCGCCAGAUGGGGACAAAGCAAGCCCUGCUGGACCGUCCGGCCUUGCAGCUGAUCCAGUUCCUGAAUGGCUGAAACCAAGUCCUCAGAACUCGGCUGACGAUCAUGCAGCCGACACGGGCACAGGCUCGGUACAUUUCACUCCGUCAGAAUUCAAGAAGCUGGCCGUCGUGCAGAAAACAGACCCUGAAGCUGGGAAAGCUCUGGCCCAUGCCAGGGAGCGCAAAGGGACUAUCGCCACGGCCAUAUCCAAGAAGUUGCACGACAUUAUGCCGAACUUUAAUCCUGGAUCGGCUUCGCAUUCGCCACAUACUCAAAAAGUAGAGGGUGAAGAGCACAUAUCCCUGGCCAGGGCUGUGUCCAGGAAGCUGCAUGACAUCUUACCCACAUUUGACUUCCAUCACGGGGGAUCCAAACCAAAGCCUGAAGCGUCGAACCGUCCGGCUCGCAUGUUGUCCCCUGACCCGGAGGUGGAACCAACGGGAGUGUUCAGGAGGCCGAGCACCGCUCGAGGUCGGGGAACAGAAGGGGAGAGCCGCACACCUUCGCCACUGAGGUCGAUGAACGCGAAUUCUGAUGCUGAGUGGUGAACAAUGCAUGGUAGGGAUUCAACUGAUUACGUACAGUGCUGAUGUUCAUUGCUAGCGACUGUGUAUCUAUAUAGGUACGCAGUGUGUAUCGACGUGUUUAUGAUGCAUGAAUAGAUCAAUAAGAGCGAU
Amphibalanus amphitrite is the source of this 7550-nucleotide messenger RNA. RefSeq lists its product as uncharacterized. Lineage: Eukaryota; Metazoa; Arthropoda; Thecostraca; Balanomorpha; Balanidae. The coding region runs from base 470 to 2851 and encodes 793 amino acids. The transcript has 2 exons. The record is from RefSeq and is a predicted model, not a curated record.